Pediculus humanus corporis (human body louse) is the source of this 375-nucleotide messenger RNA. RefSeq lists its product as uncharacterized. The transcript is spliced from 2 exons. The record is from RefSeq and is a predicted model, not a curated record. Bases 1 to 375 code for a protein of 124 amino acids. NCBI's taxonomy places the organism in Eukaryota, Metazoa, Arthropoda, Insecta, Psocodea, Pediculidae.
AUGUCUAGUUCGAAAGAUUUUGUUGUUUACCAACAACCGUUUGUAUAUUUCGAACCCAUUUAUACGGAUUUGGGAAAACAAAAAAAACCAUUUUUUUUACCGGUACUUCAACAGGAAUAUUAUCCGUACGAAACAUUACCGGUACCUGAUAGUUACUACUACUCACCUACUACCGUUUUUGAAUACCCGAUCAAAAAUCCAGAAGGUGUAACGGAUAAGAUAACAAUAGAAACAUACGAACCGAAUAAUUAUCAACGUAAGGAAAAUGUUAUCGUGCAAGUUGAACAUAAUUUUGUAACAACCGGUCAAAAUUUAUUACCGGAAACUCAACAACAAAUCAUUUAUCAUCAUCAAUAUCCGGAAUAUUUUAUUUGA